Acaulospora morrowiae is the source of this 426-nucleotide messenger RNA. The record is from the annotation of a GenBank genome assembly. NCBI's taxonomy places the organism in Eukaryota, Fungi, Glomeromycota, Glomeromycetes, Diversisporales, Acaulosporaceae.
AUGCUUGUAUGCGCCCAACAUACUCUUUUUCUCCACAGUCAAUUCUCACGACAAAAUGGUCAAAGGAGUAUUAAUGGUUCACUCGAAGGUAAAAACCUUAGGGACAUGGACGACGUUGGUCAAGGUGACCCUUAUGCACAAGUUUGGUUGGAUAAACGCGAGCACAAAUUUCAAACAGAAGCAAGAAGUGGAACUUCUUCGCCCGUUUGGGACAGAAUUUUUCACUAUAAUGUAAACGGCCAAUCCGAACUUCAUAUUAGAAUUAUGGACUCCGAUGUUUUUACCGAUGAUGAGAUUGGUUGUGCCAAAGUACCUCUCGAAGAAAUUUACCGAAAUUAUUAUAACGAUUUUUGGGUUAAAUUGCCAGAUCAUUUAGGUCGAGUUAACGGGGAAAUUCGUUUGGUUUUGGAAUUUAUGCCAUGUUAA